This is a messenger RNA of Trametes versicolor FP-101664 SS1, 216 nucleotides long. RefSeq lists its product as uncharacterized. The transcript is spliced from 3 exons. The record is from RefSeq and is a predicted model, not a curated record. The coding region runs from base 1 to 216 and encodes 71 amino acids. NCBI's taxonomy places the organism in Eukaryota, Fungi, Basidiomycota, Agaricomycetes, Polyporales, Polyporaceae.
AUGAAGACGACGACCACCGAGGACGGCGGGAAAUACACGCCCCCGCCCUUGCCGGAGGGCCUGACUGUCGCAGUGAUGAAGAACAGGCUGAGCGGGAAGAAGGUCAAGGGUGCGCUGCUGACCCCGAAGGAGAUGGAAGACCUCGCGGAAUGCUGGCAGCCAUAUCGCAGCCUCGGCGUAUAUUACAUGUGGGCCCUGGCGGAGGAGCCGAAGUAA